AUGGCGACCGCAGAAGAACUGAAACAAGUUCUCAAAGAAACCCUUGAAAACCAAGGGGUACUUGGUCAAAUACGAGCACGGAUCAGAGCUGAAGUUUUUAACGCCCUAGAUGAUCAGACAGAACCAAGACCCACACUAUCCAAUGAAAACAUGCUUAUCAAUGAGCUGAUCAGAGAAUACCUGGAGUUCAACAAAUAUAAAUACACUCAGUCUGUAUUUUUAACAGAAACUGGACAACCAAGAGACCCUAUCGACCGGAAGUUUCUAACACAGGAGCUGAACAUCUCAGAGGAUCAUGCUACUGCUUCAACGCCCCUUUUGUAUGGAAUAAUGGCACAUUUUCUCCAAGGAUCCCACAAACAAUCCAGAACCAGUAGACAACAACAGGCUGGACCUAGGGCAAGUCCCAGAGAAGGAUAUUUACUGAGACCAAGGAGAGACCAUCUUGACAGAUCGCGAGAAAUAAGUGACCUCAGUGACAUGAGCGACUAUCGCGAACCAGGUCCAUUGACAGUCAAAGGAAGACAUCGAUAACUUCAUCACUGGCCAUAAUACUUCAAACUAUGGCUUUUCCCAUUGUACUAUAUUCCUAACUAUCCUCUUGAGAAAACCCAAAAAAAUCGUUGGGAAACUGAAUGGAUAUAUUUUUAUUAAGAGUUAUUUUAGAUUCUCUCAGCUGAAGUGCUCCUGAACAAAGGUGAAAUUCCUUUAGGUUUUUCUGUUGUCGUAAAAGAAAAAAAACGAAAAAAAAAAUUAUAGGAAGUUAAGGGUUCAGGGAUGCGCGAAGAAACCCCUCGGCUUAUGUGUUAUUCAAUGUAGGCAGUGGAGCCAUUCCCGCUAGUAGAGCUUACUGAGUACAUUGAGUAAAACAUAAGCACAUGAGAAAUUCCUGUUCGUAAACACUAUUACAUGUACCAGGAAUGGCUCCACUGACUACAUUAAGUAACGCAUAUAAUAUAAGCUUAAUCACCGGAGCCAAUCCUGUUCGUAAACACUAUUGCCAGGAAUGGCUCCACUGACUACAUUAAGUAACGCAUAUAACAUAAGCUUAAUCACCGGAGCCAAUCCUGUUCGUAAACACUAUUGCCGGGAAUGGCUCCACUGACUACAUUAAGUAACGCAUAUAAUAUAAGCUUAAUCACCGGAGCCAAUCCUGUUCGUAAACACUAUUGCCAGGAAUGGCUCCCCUGACUAUUGAUGGUUUUCACGGCGGCCAUGUUGGAGGAACUUAACAAAAGAAUUAUCAAUGAAUUCUUUUGUUAUAUCCUCCAACAUGGCCGACCUGUCUUUUGUCAUUUAAUUCUCUUGGGAAUGGUUGAAAACCAUCAAUAGUGAGUAACCGUAAGAUAAAAGCUUGUUUGACAGAGCCAUUCCUGUUCGUAAGUACCAUUACCAGAUAUGGCUCCACUGACUAAUGAUUUAUGAUUUAUAUAGCGCUCUUUCCAUAUGAAUCAUAAUCAAAGGCGCUUUACAUUGAGUGAAUGACAGAUUGAAUUUGUGCAAUUUACAAGCAUGAGAGAUGGUUAGAAUGAAGUGUAGGCACUGAGGGUGGUCACUGCCAGGGUUUCUUUACGUCCUCAGUGGUUCUUUUACGUCCCAACAUUUAAUAUAAGCUUGUUCACAGGAGCCAUUCCAGUUCGUAAACACUAUUAACAGGAAUGGCUCCUCUGACUACAGUUAAUAAUACAUAAGAUAUACACUUGUUCAUACACUUAAAUAUUAUAGAAAAAAACAAAAUUGGUGUUAUGAGAAAAACGAUUUAGCAUUACAACUUCCGCUCUCACAAACUCCGGAAAAUUUCACAAUCGCCGCAAGCAUUUCGUCUUAUCAUAAGACUCCUGAUCGAUUGAGCAAUCACAGUUCGCGCCGGAGUGUAUAUAUAUAGAUUGUUUAUAGGCCAGAUAACUCUGAACCUCGCCUCAAAUUAGUAGAACUGAAGAGCCAGUUUUAUAUUUACAAAUGAGUAUAAUCAGUUUUAUGAAUUCUUAACGAAAAAUCUAGAAAUGUAAAAUGAUAAUUCUCAUCAUGAAGCUCGCGUUCUGUUAUCGUGGUCCUUGCCGCAAAACUCCAAUAGCGUUUUCCAUGGUUAUCUAAAAUAGAUAAAUCAAAGCCUUGUGGGACCGGACCGACUUAUAGAAAAACUUUGUAAACAAAGACUCGGAGUAUCCCUUGACCUGAUUUGAAUUGUCCUUAUAGACGGUAUUUAACUAUUGAUGGUUUUAACGGCGGCCUUUUAUUAUAUCCUCCAACAUGGACACCGUGUCUUUUGUUAUUUAAUUCUCUUGGGAAUGGUUGAAAACCAUCAAUAUUAUGCUAACGGUUGAAUAUACAAAAGUUUCCACAAUGAAUUGUCCUUGUAGACGAUGCUAGUAGACGAUGCUAGCAGCCGGCCAUUUAGUCCUUCCUACAUAUGACACUAACGCUAUUUUUUGUUUGAAUCUUUAUUAAAUUAUGACUAUAUCGCGAUAGGACACUAUAAUGCAUGUGGCCAUAGAGAUACCAUAGCUUGCUUUCCUCAGUUCCCCACUCAUGUUCAAAUGUAAUAAAAAUGUUCAGCAAUGCGUUCAAUCAAAAA
This is a messenger RNA of Actinia tenebrosa (Australian red waratah sea anemone), 2575 nucleotides long. Its product is annotated as centrosomal protein 20. Gene Ontology annotation, biological process: microtubule anchoring; cilium assembly. Lineage: Eukaryota; Metazoa; Cnidaria; Anthozoa; Actiniaria; Actiniidae. The record is from RefSeq and is a predicted model, not a curated record. Gene Ontology annotation, molecular function: protein binding. Gene Ontology annotation, cellular component: ciliary basal body; motile cilium; centrosome.